AACAUGUUCAAACAAACGCAGUAUGCGUUUAAAUACGUGCAUUUAUUCUGUUUAUUUCGCAGUUUUCGUUUUAGACACCUUUGUUUAGCUGAGGUUAACAUAUUUUUACAUACUUAAGUAUUGGUAUUUGGAAUACAGAGGGAAACGGUUACACUCUACCCCAUAACCAUGGCGACUCGUUCAAGUAAACAAGAGCCCGAAGAUCCAGCCUGUGAUCCAAACAAACCGAUCUCAGUCCCUUUCGAAAAGGUUCUACAAGCCCAAGAUGCAAUAAAGGAUGCGAUUGAAGUCACACCAUGUAGACGUUCACAGAUGUCUGACCUGUUCAACAUGGAACUUUAUUUCAAGAAAGAGUACAUGCAAUAUACCGGAAGUUUUAAAGAAAGAGGAGCCAGAUUUUGUCUGUUGAACCUGUCACCGGAACAGAAAAGGAAAGGAGUGAUAGCAGCAAGUGCCGGGAAUCAUGCUUUGGCAUUGUCUUAUCACGGUAAACUUCUUGGAAUACCAGUGAACGUUGUUAUGCCAACGAUCGCCCCGCUGAUGAAAAUUACGGCGUGUAAGAAAUAUGGAGCGAAUAUUAAAAUUGAAGGACAUAACAUAGUCGAGUCAAGGACUGUUGCUCUAGAAAUGGCUAAAGAAAGGGGAUUAGCAUAUAUAAAUGGAUAUGACCAUGAAGAUAUAAUAGCUGGACAAGGCACAAUUGGACUUGAAAUAUUAGAGCAGGUACCAGAUCUUGAUGUUUGUAUUAUACCAAUAGGCGGAGGAGGCAUGGUAGCUGGCACCGCUUUGGCUAUUAAAACAAAGAAGCCUCACGUCAGAAUUAUUGGUGUUGAACCAGAACACUGUCCAAGUUUCCAGAAGGCCAUGGAUGCCGGAAAAGCUAUUUAUACCGAGACAACAUCCACGCUUGCAGACGGGCUUGCUGUUCCUACUGUUGGAGUGAACGCCUUUGAAACAGUCAUGGCAAAUAAACUGAUCGAUCGAAAAGACAUGGUCCAAGUUAAGGAAGAAUGUAUUGAGCUGGCGAUCUUAAGGUGCAUCGAGCUAGAGAAGGCGGUGGUCGAAGGUGGAGGCGCCACAGGAUUGGCAGCAAUUAUACAAGGGUUUAUUCCGGGACUGGAGGGCAAGAAGGUUGUGGUGAUUCUGAGUGGCGGGAAUAUCGACACCACGGUUCUUGAUCGCGUGAUUGAAAGAGCACUGGCUGAAGAUGACAGAUUGGUCAAAUUUAAAGUGUCCGUCAGUGACAGACCUGGCGGGAUUGCAGAGCUGACAAAGCUUGUUGGAGAUCUUGGUGUCAGUAUCAAGGACAUUUUCCAAGAAAGACCAUGGGAGAAGCAUGACGUAUUCUCUGUAAUGGUAAAAAUGGUAUGUGAAACACGAGACGCCGAUCACAGCAAAGAAUUGCACGAGGCUAUUAAGAAAAAAUACCCAAACAACCAUCUGAUUUGGGGCCAACCUAAUAAUUAACUGUUGUAUAGUUCGGAUAAAUCACUGUUCUGGAUUGUUAAGGAACACACCGAUAACAUGUUCGUACUAUUUUUAAAAAAAGCGUUCGAUGUAAUCUAAUGUUUGUAUGAUAAUAUUCAAUGUUUUGAAUUCAUUAUGUGAAAUUUGAUUUUUAUAAUCAACAUUUACUGGAUAAUAAGACAGCAUGUUUAAAGGUGAAAUUGUUAUAGUUUCUUUGGGAUUAUAAAACGUGUGCAGCGUUUCAAUGGAUUUAUAUGCUGACGAAUUGUAUAUCUCUUUCUGUGACAGUUGAUAAAAGUGAAACAUUGAACAAUAGUCUAUAUGCUUUAUAUUUAUCAGAAAAAGCUAUUGUUAAUGAUUAUGUGUUGACUCAUCUAAAAAUGGUGCGAAUUAUGUACUACAACUACACUACAACUUUAUUACUAUCCAAAGAGUGCAAAAAGAAAAAUCAAUGUAAACAUUGAAUAUCAUUUCAGAUAUCAAUUAAAAUACGCCGUUUAUUUAAUCAUGAUUAAAUUUGAAAAUAUUCAUAUUUAUGAAAUAAGUUUGAUUGUUUUUGAAAUGCGCAUAUUAUGAUUAUAUCUUUGAAAAUAAGUUUUUUUUUGUCUCUGAAUUAAAAACAAUUUUUAUCUGA
Molecule: messenger RNA, 2101 nt
Organism: Ruditapes philippinarum (Manila clam)
Lineage: Eukaryota; Metazoa; Mollusca; Bivalvia; Venerida; Veneridae
Product: L-threonine ammonia-lyase-like
Exons: 14
Coding region: 169-1467 (432 amino acids)
Biological process (GO): L-threonine catabolic process; L-serine catabolic process
Molecular function (GO): L-serine ammonia-lyase activity; threonine deaminase activity
Source: RefSeq, a predicted model, not a curated record